AUGCUGGAAGUGAACCUCAGCUCCCUCCCCCCGGCCACCUACAUCCUGAGUGGCAUCCCAGGGAUGGAGACGUCUCAGGUCUGGCUCUCCAUUCCCUUCGGCCUGAUGUACGUUGUCACUCUCUUUGGGAACGGGAUCCUGCUGUUCAUCAUCCUGACCGAGCACAGCCUCCACCAACCCAUGUACCUCUUCCUCUCCAUGCUGGCUACAGCUGACUUACUCCUCUCCACCACCACCGUCCCAAAGAUGCUGGCCAUCUUCUGGUUCCAGGCCGGGGAGAUCUCCUUCGAGGCAUGCCUCACCCAGAUGUUCUUCAUCCAUGUGAUCUUCAUUGCUGAGUCUGCUAUCCUAGUGGCCAUGGCCUUUGACCGCUACAUCGCCAUCUGUGACCCACUACGCUACACCGCCAUCCUCACCAGCUCCGUCGUUGGGAAAAUUGGGCUGGCUGCCAUCGCCAGGAGCUUCUGCGUAAUUUUCCCUGUCAUCUUCCUUGUCAAGCGGCUGACCUUUUGCCAGCGCAACAUCCUCCCUCACACCUACUGUGAGCACAUGGGCAUUGCCCGGCUGGCUUGCUCCGACAUCACUGUCAACAUCUGGUAUGGCUUCAUGGUGGCCAUUCUGGCUAUUGGCCUAGACACCUUGCUCAUUGCAGCAUCGUACGCUCUGAUCCUGAGGGCCGUCUUCUGGCUCCCUUCCAAAGAGGCCCGGUGGAAGGCCCUCAGCACCUGCGGGUCCCAUAUCUGCAUCAUCCUGAUCUUCUACACACCUGCGUUUUUCUCAUUCUUUGCCCAUCGCUUUGGCCAACACAUCCCAGGUUACAUUCACAUCUCCCUGGCCACAUUAUAUGUACUUGUCCCCCCCAUGCUAAAUCCCAUUGUUUAUGGGGUGAAAACCAAGGAGAUCCUGAGAAGAGUGACCAGGCUGUUCUGCCCACGUUUCACUAGGCCAGGUAGCUAA
Hemicordylus capensis (graceful crag lizard) is the source of this 957-nucleotide messenger RNA. RefSeq names its product olfactory receptor 52B2-like. Gene Ontology annotation, biological process: G protein-coupled receptor signaling pathway. Bases 1 to 957 code for a protein of 318 amino acids. Gene Ontology annotation, cellular component: membrane. Gene Ontology annotation, molecular function: olfactory receptor activity; G protein-coupled receptor activity. The transcript has a single exon. The record is from RefSeq and is a predicted model, not a curated record. Lineage: Eukaryota; Metazoa; Chordata; Lepidosauria; Squamata; Cordylidae.